AUGAUUAUGUUAACACACUUAAAGUUUGGAGUUUUAUUCCUUGCUCUCGGAGUAUUAUUAUCAUGCGAUUUGGUUUCGUCUCAAUGGACAAAAAGAUUGAAUCAUAGAGAUGUUUCAAGACGUCAAAUUACAGUUACUCAACCGAAUCUUUGUGAUAGCGGUAUACAGUAUUCAGGAUACGUUGAAGUUAGUAGCAACAAACAUUUAUUUUUUUGGUUUUUCGAAUCAAGAGGCAAUCCUGCCCAAGAUCCGCUCGUUCUUUGGCUUAACGGUGGCCCGGGAUGUUCUUCUAUAAAUUCAUUAUACUAUGAAGUGGGUCCUUGCACUGUUAACGAAGGAGGAAAUGGUACAACGAGAAAUCCUAACUCAUGGACUAACAGUGCUAGCAUGAUUUUCUUGGAUCAGCCAACUAAUUCAGGAUACUCUUAUGGUCCUAAUGUAACUACUACUACAGCCGCUGAAGAUGAUGUAUACGCAUUUUUACAAACCUUUUUCGACAAAUUCCCUCAAUAUUCUAAGUUAAAAUUCCAUAUUGCUGGUGAAUCGUAUGGAGGACAUUACGUACCCGUCUUAGCCUCAAAUAUCAAAACGAAAAAUUCUAAUAUCAAUCUUGAAUCCAUUUUGAUUGCAAAUGGCCUAGUAAACCCUCUAAUACAAUUCAAAUCUUUACCAGAUAUUGCUUGUAAUAAUCCACCUUAUCAACCAGUGUUAGAUAAUGCCACAUGUGCUCAGAUGACAGCGGAUUUUCCUAAAUGUGCUAGUGCAACACAAACAUGUUACAAUACAAAAAGUCCUCAAGAUUGCAUAAAUGCUUUUAGCAUAUGUUUUAGUACAAUGAUUGAUCCUCUUACAAAUGCUGGUUUUGAUGAAUUGGAUAUAAGAAAAAAAUGCAGUAAUUCUGAUUGCUUUCCAGGAUUCCCGGAUAUCGAGAAAUAUUCCAAUAGUUCAGCUGUUAAAACUGCAUUGGGGGUUGAUCCUUUGUUUGACUUUGAACUAUGUAACCGUGGUAUUAAUGACACCUUCGUUUACUCGGGUGAUUGUUACAUUCCACCACUCUUGGAAAACAAUGUUCGAGUAUUAGUAUAUGCAGGUGAUGCUGACUAUCUUUGUAGUUGGCUUGGUAACGACGCAUGGACAAAAGAACUUGAUUGGUCUGGUAAAGCAGGUUUUAACAAUGCUAGUUUUACUCAAUGGAUAACAAAUAAUGGUACUUACGCUGGAGAUGUUAGAACAUUCGGUGGAUUAACAUUCCUAAAAGUUUUCAAUGCCGCACAUAUGGUAGCUCAUGAUCAGCCAGAGGCAAGCUUAGAUUUCUUUUCUAAAUGGAUAUUAAAUAAACCUUUGUAA
Messenger RNA from Racocetra persica, 1347 nucleotides. NCBI's taxonomy places the organism in Eukaryota, Fungi, Glomeromycota, Glomeromycetes, Diversisporales, Gigasporaceae. The record is from the annotation of a GenBank genome assembly.